AGUCCAAUCUUAUCGACAUAAGAGCCGAUGAUGAAGCUUUGCCAUGCUUCAAACGCGUUACACGGUCCAUAACCGCUCUAUAAUCGCCUGCAGGUCGUUUUACGCACACACCCUCUACCCUCUUCGCCACCUUACUCCGAAUCAAAUAUAGCCGUCGCUCCACGUUCUUUCUUCAAAAUCCUUGACUAUGCUGCGUAGGCUCUACUUGCUUCAUGAACAACCAUUACAACCACCUCCGCUACCACAACUGCUACCGUUACCGUGACAGUUCCCGCAAGCUUGAAGAAAAUCAGACCUUAACGAGUCGUUCAUACGUGCGCUGUGGCCUACGCGACAACGAUGAUGCCGGACGCUGUAUUACCUAUUGUUACACCACAUAUCUUGACCUUGGAGAAGACCAUUUCGAUCCCGACCUCGGCUACUUCCACUGCCGUCGUUGUAGUUGGGUUGUUGGCUUAUCAACAUUACACCGACCGCCACAUCGACCGCCAUUCCUACCAGAACUGUUUCGACCUCCAGCGUUCCGAUCUUCAUCACACAACCCAGCAUUCCAACUCAAACGAUAAACAUCGUUGUAUCCAUUCCGAGGCCACCUUGAACACUCUACAAAGGCUAUGUCGAAGAACGUUCCUCGGCGGAGUUGAUACACGUGUACAUACACAUGUACAACGAGUGGUGAUUGGGUUGAUUGGGUUUACGCGUUCUGUCUGCGACGCAAUUAUUCGCGUUGGGUUAGGUGGAGGUGUAUGGCUAGGAUUGAAUCGUUUAAACUACGUCAAACCUGUGUACAACGCCUGCCUCGGUUUUCAAAACGUCCUCAAAACGCUAUUAAGCCUAUGCAAUCAACUACAGCGCCUCUUCCGACCAUGGCUCUCACGUUUACCUUCAUGGUUGUCCCUCCUCCUUCCGCGGUGUCGCUCACCCCCUUCCUAUACCACCUACCCUACACCAGAGGCCGAACAACAGUAUUGGGAUUCUGCCAGGGUAUUCAGGAGGAAAUUACAGAGUUGGGAUGCGAGGUUUUGCGGGGGCUACUCGAAUUCUUCAUCCUGCAGAUUUAAUAAUGUGGACGAAUACGAAGAACGUUUUCCGGUCAUAUCCUCUUAUCAACCCGCGCUUCCCCCUCUUCAAGCUCUGCAGACUUCGAGGUCUCGUGACGCCAGAACGAAUACGCGUUAUUGUGGGAGUACUGGGAAGAACGAGGGGCGGGAGGAGAAGGUGGACUAUCAUCUACCAACAAAAACAUUCCGGAAAUGGUACAGGAUGACAUAUCCUGAUAAGCCUCCACUAACGCCCCUUAAAGCAUCCCAGCUCAAACGAUCUUAUAACUCAGAUGAGAAAAGAGAGAUAGAUCGUAUAUCGAGGCUUGUGACGAAUCGGAGGGCAUUCUGUGAGAAUCGAAAGGAGAAGGUGUUUUCAGUGGGUCGGGUGACUCAUGGAGAGCAUUCUAAAGCCAGUAUCUCGAUUCGCCGCAAUGACGACGAUUCACUCUAUUCACAAAGCCGCAAGCGAGAGCGAGAGCGGACACAUAGUAAGCAAUGGCGUUUUCGGAAUAUGUGGAAUACAUACCAAAAGGAACAUUCAUUUGAUUCGACAUUGGGGGCCGUUGUUGAGGUUGUUUUUGAUAGAUAAAAUCCGUCUACGAUCUCGCACCGACUGGGAGUCUUCUAUACGGGAAUAGCACAAACAGAGAUCAACGUUCUUGUCCUAGAAUUUUUUCGGGAACAAUUCAAAGAUGUCGCCUAGAGUUUGCGAUUUUUUACUCAUGUUUGUACAAUUAUAUAUAUGAGUCACUCAGCUUUUUGGGUGCUCUUGGAUAGCUUUAGUUUUUGGGACCAUCGCCCUUCAUUAUUUUCCACCCUGUUCAUUAAAUCUUUCUAUCCCUCAGCUCUCCCUCACUCUAUCCGCUACUCCCAACAAACCAAAUGCUAUAUUCAUCAGUCAAAACGUUGUCGUUCUCUU
This is a messenger RNA of Lentinula edodes (shiitake mushroom), 1962 nucleotides long. RefSeq lists its product as uncharacterized. The coding region runs from base 340 to 1632 and encodes 430 amino acids. NCBI's taxonomy places the organism in Eukaryota, Fungi, Basidiomycota, Agaricomycetes, Agaricales, Omphalotaceae. The transcript is spliced from 3 exons. The record is from RefSeq and is a predicted model, not a curated record.